Dryobates pubescens (Downy woodpecker) is the source of this 1805-nucleotide messenger RNA. RefSeq names its product TEA domain transcription factor 3 (gene TEAD3). Gene Ontology annotation, biological process: embryonic organ development; hippo signaling; positive regulation of transcription by RNA polymerase II. Gene Ontology annotation, molecular function: DNA-binding transcription factor activity, RNA polymerase II-specific; RNA polymerase II cis-regulatory region sequence-specific DNA binding. Bases 335 to 1633 code for a protein of 432 amino acids. Lineage: Eukaryota; Metazoa; Chordata; Aves; Piciformes; Picidae. Gene Ontology annotation, cellular component: transcription regulator complex. The transcript has 14 exons. The record is from RefSeq and is a predicted model, not a curated record.
CAACUUUCUGCUCCUCCCUUGCAUAAACUUUCUCGUCCCUGCGCCUGGCUCCGUGCGCGGACCCGGGAGCCCGCCGCACUCCCCGCAUUCCUGCCGCACUCUCCGGCCCGGCCCGGCCCGGCCCGGCCCGGCCCUGCUCCCACUCCCGGUCCGGCCCCGGUCCGGUCUCGGUCCCAGCACCCGCGGCCGGCCCAGCCCCUCCGAAGUACGGAGUAGGUUGUCGCGUGUCCGUGGGGGCUCGGGGUUGGAGCCCAGAGCAGCCAGCACCAUAGCGUCCAACAGCUGGAACGCCAGUGGCAGCCCCGGGGAGGGGCGGGAAGAUGGCCAGGACGGCAUGGACAAAAGUCUGGACAAUGACGCCGAGGGCGUGUGGAGUCCGGACAUCGAGCAGAGCUUCCAGGAGGCGCUGGCGAUCUACCCACCCUGCGGCCGGCGGAAGAUCAUCCUCUCGGAUGAGGGCAAGAUGUAUGGUCGGAACGAACUGAUUGCGCGGUACAUCAAGCUGCGGACAGGGAAGACACGGACAAGGAAGCAGGUGUCCAGCCACAUACAGGUUCUAGCUCGGAAGAAGGUGCGGGAGUACCAGGUUGGCAUCAAGGUCUCUAGCCACUUGCAGGUUCUUGCCCGGCGGAAAUCUCGUGAGAUUCAGUCCAAGCUGAAGGCUAUGAACCUGGACCAGGUCUCGAAGGAUAAGGCUCUGCAGAGCAUGGCUUCCAUGUCCUCCGCGCAGAUUGUGUCGGCCAGCGUCCUGCAGAACAAGCUCAGCCCCCCACCUCCUCUUCCUCAGGCUGUCUUCUCUGCUGCCCCCAGGUUUUGGAGUGGGCCUAUCCCCGGACAGCCUGGACCCUCUCAGGACAUUAAACCGUUUGCACAACCAGCCUACCCCAUCCAGCCACCCAUGCCUUCAUCACUAGCCAGUUACGAGCCCCUGGCUCCACUGCCACCAGCCGCCUCGGCCGUGCCUGUCUGGCAGGACCGCACCAUUGCCUCUGCCAAGCUGCGGCUCCUCGAGUACUCAGCCUUCAUGGAGGUGCCACGGGACACCGAAACGUACAGCAAACACCUCUUUGUGCACAUUGGCCAGACGAACCCCUCGUACAGCGACCCACUGCUGGAGGCCGUGGACAUCCGCCAGAUCUACGACAAGUUCCCCGAGAAGAAAGGUGGCCUCAAGGAGCUCUAUGAGCGUGGCCCCCAGAACUCCUUCUUUCUCGUCAAAUUUUGGGCAGAUCUGAACAGCACGAUCCAGGACGGGCCAGGGACUUUCUAUGGUGUCAGCAGCCAGUACAGCAGUGCAGAGAAUAUGACCAUCACAGUCUCCACCAAGGUGUGCUCCUUUGGGAAGCAGGUCGUGGAGAAAGUGGAGACGGAGUACGCACGGCUGGAGAGCGGCCGCUUCAUCUACCGCAUCCACCGGUCCCCCAUGUGCGAGUACAUGAUCAACUUCAUCCACAAGCUCAAGCACCUCCCGGAGAAGUACAUGAUGAACAGCGUCCUGGAGAAUUUCACCAUCCUGCAGGUUGUGACAAACAGGGACACCCAGGAGACCUUGCUCUGCAUUGCCUUCGUUUUUGAGGUGUCCACCAGCGAGCACGGCGCCCAGCACCACGUCUACAAGUUGGUCAAGGACUAGGGGCCCCCAGGGACGGGGGAUGAGGGGUACAAGGGAGGGAGGGGGCCACACAGAAAAGCUGCCUGUGCCUGUUACCUUGUGAGAAGUCACUUGAAGAGAGGAAGAGGAGGAGGAAGAAAAACAAUAGCCAAAAAAGACUGAUUUGCAAUUGCAGAUGUUUUCUACUUAGGAA